Molecule: messenger RNA, 513 nt
Organism: Penicillium egyptiacum
Lineage: Eukaryota; Fungi; Ascomycota; Eurotiomycetes; Eurotiales; Aspergillaceae
Source: the annotation of a GenBank genome assembly
AUGCACCUCAUAACCCUCCUCACUGGUCUUGUAUCCCUCCUAUCCGUCACCAUCGCCAUCCCAGUGGCGAGCGAGAAUCCAACUCCUACAUCCUCCGUGUCCAAAUCUCUCAUCUCGCCCUCGAGCUCUGCCUCGGCCUCGGCUUCGCCUUCCCCCUCGCCCAAUCCCUACGAGGCUUACACAUGUCCCAAGGGCAAGUACAAGUCCUGCUGCAAGUCUGUGCAGCAGACAGGCAACGACCUCAUCAAGCCGCUGGGCGAGUUGGUGCCAGUCGUCAGUGGGCUGCAGGUUAGCUCGGCUCUAUCAUUCCAGUGCAAGCACAUGGCCGAAAGAGACGCCCCUGAUACCUGCAACGGAAAAGGGUUUUCCCCUAUGUGUUGCAAUAACAAGGUUGAAGAUAGCAGGUUCAACACGUGCAAGCCUUUUGCGGAGGCCAAGAAGAAUUACUAUGCCAGCCAGAUGAAGGAUAAACCUGAGUCGCAGGUCGAUGUGAUCAUGGACGUUCUCACUUGA